ACGGAGCUCGGUCACUGAAAAUCGAGGAGGAGCGAGGCGUAGCCACGACCUGGAAACGGACGAUGAUCACGGGAUAGUCCCUGGGAAAUAUGGGAGGAUCUACGCUCUCGACCACUCGGAGACGGACGUCUUUUGUACUUUUAUAAAAGUAUCAUCGUCGUCGAAGUGCGCCCGGGACCAAUCGCGCUUAGCUUCCUUCCGUAUUAAGGCCGGUAUCGAUCAUCUUCAUCCUCCUCGUCGUCGAUACUCGAAAGAACUGGUGCCUUGGUUGAUUCGCUCCGGUAUUUUCCCCGAGCCCCGAGCUUCAAGAAUUCUCUCUCGCUCCGCGGGAAAGGAGAGCGGAUUGUAAAUUAGGAAAUUGCCAGCUAUUUUCCUUCUGAUCGGAUAACUGCUGCCUAAUUGAUAGCGUCUAUUAAAGAACGAAUAAAUCGCAAGUAGAUAGAAUAUUCGAUAUCGGUUGUUUAACAUUUCAAUUCGCAGAAAAAAUUAUUGAACAGAAGGCACUGGCUUUCUCUUUGUUUAUACGGAUCUUUUUGAAAUUAUUCGAUGAUUUCGAAUCUUUAAGUUUCGAAGGAUUUAUAAAAUGACAUAAGAGACAGUUCCUUCAUCGCAAAGACGUAAAAUUCCAACUUUUCCGAACGUCGGUAUCAAAUUCAUCGCUCAGACACUUCGAGCAGCCUUCAAGAAGAACGGUGCCUUGCCCAUCAUGUGCUCAUUUUUCGGUCAUCCGUAAGUCGAGCUUUAUCGUGUCUGAGAAACGACGGGAGAAAGAAGAAUCGUGCAAUUUCUGGCCGCGCACGUUUUAUUGGAUAUCCUUUGUCCGUAAUUGCGGGACGUGCUCAUCCCGACGAAUCGUCUACGAAAGAUAUGAAGCGCCGCGCUGUCUCUAGCUGCGACGAGACACUCGCAGAACAGGGAUCUUAAUUUCAACCGGAUAAAAUCGUCGGAAAGAGUAAAGCCAACGAGAUGUGAACGAGAUCGUCCGACUGUUCCGAUUGGUUCCGAUUGUUUCGUAACGAACGAAUUAAAUUACCUCGCUGGAGCGUGGCGACGUCAACACUACGAUUGGAAUCUUGAGAUUACGUCGGGAAAGAGGAUAUUACGCGACAAAUUGGAGGCUAUACCAAUGCGAACAUCGAUCCCUUUUGAGAAUCAAGUGAUAAUCGUUAGUAUUCAACGGGCUACGAAAUUAGACAAGCUUCUGAUUCAGUUCUAAUCGAAAUAAUUUCUUCGAGCAUAAUCAAGAACGAUCCACUGCCAAUCCAGAGCCUCAGUCUGUAUAUCGCGAGAGCGAAAGAGAAACACGAGAAUAAUGUCGAUGACACAAUUUAAGAAAGGCAUCGGCACUCGUCGUUCCACGAUUGCUUAAUUACAGAUUCUAUGAAAAGUAGGCGGGCACGUUAAAGAGAGGGGAGGGAGGAAGAAAGUGUAGAAAGAAAGGAAGAGAGGUGGACAAAUCCGCGCCGAAGUCGGUGAUAUGUGUCGCGCUGGCUCCCGGAGCCUCGAUGACCUUGACCCCGCGAGCAUGAAGCACCCAUCGAGGUCAGCGGGUCUCGAGGUUGCUAUGGCGCUUUUCGGCAUGGUUUGGCUGCUGCGCGUCCGCUCUGAGAUGCGUCGUUGCUCGAAAUGUCGGCACGAGGAGAUGCUCGCACAGCAGCAGCAACAGCAUCAGCAGCAGGUGCAGCUGCAGCAGCAACAGCAACAGCAGCAGCACCAUCAUCAUCAUCACCAGCAUCAUCAGCAGCAACGUACUCCCCUGUCGCAGGCUACCAGCUUGCUGCAGACGAUGUCCGACGACGGCGUCAGCUCGUCCGCCAACACCCUCUUCACGUUGGAUACUCCUGGAGCGGCUGGCCCGGCUGGAAGUUACUGCGAAGUGCACGGAUACGUUCAGGCGAAAGAAGAUAUCCAGGAGUUUUACGAGCUGACGCUGCUCGACGAGUCGAAAUCGGUGCAGCAGAAAACGGCGGAGACGAUCCGCAUCGCGGACAAAUGGGAAGCCAGCGACGGGCCAAUCACGCCGACCUUUGCCCAGAACGACGAUGGACCAGCCUCCGCCUUGCCGUUGACCCAGACUCUGUCGAACAUUUAUGGCCGCAGAUCGGCCAGUCCCGAUGUUCCAGGCUCCAAUCUAGAUGAAACUCAGAAAACAAAGUUUGAUGGCACGGGGGUGGAGGAACAAUUGCCACCGCCACCGUCGCCACCCCAGCUGAAAGAGGCGGCCCAGCUGGGGGGGUAUGAAAUUCCCAGACUGCCAGACGAUAUCCCGCACAGUCAUGAGGCGCUCAACAAGAGUCAUGACAGCUGGCAAGGACACGAUAGUGACCAGGCACACACCCCUCUUCUCGCGGCCGACACGAGACACGUGAACGGCGACGAUGAGUGGGACUACGAGGACAUCAUUUUGGAGCGGGGCGGGCAGGGCCUAGGUUUUAGCAUUGCCGGCGGCACGGACAAUCCCCAUUACGGCAACGAUACCGCCAUUUACAUCACUAAGCUCAUACCGGGCGGCGCCGCGUCCGCGGACGGUCGGCUGCGUGUCAACGACACGAUACUGCAGGUGAACGACGUGUCCGUUGUCGACGUACCGCAUGCGGCCGCCGUAGACGCGCUCAAGCGGGCCGGCAACACCGUCAAACUGUACGUGCGCCGACGGAAACACACGCAGUUGAUGGAAAUCGAGCUGAUCAAGGGUAACAAGGGCCUUGGCUUUAGCAUCGCCGGCGGUAUCGGCAAUCAACAUAUACCAGGUGACAAUGGAAUCUAUGUGACCAAAAUCAUGGACGGCGGGGCCGCGCAGGUGGACGGCCGCCUCGUCGUUGGCGAUAAAUUGGUAGCCGUCAGGAACGCUCUGCAGGGUGAUAAAAAUCUGGAGAAUGUGACCCAUGAAGAGGCAGUGGCGACCCUGAAAGCGAUCCAAGAUCGCGUCGUCCUUCUGGUUUCCAAGACGGAAAGUGGAAUCGUCCCCCCGCCUCCUCCUCCAAUAGCGACGGACAAUUCUCUCUCGCCUCAGCCACGUAAGCAGAACGGCUCCGUGUCCGUGAUGGAAAACAACACCGCGGCUAUACCGUAUUCGCAGGAAUCACGCCACGCGUCCUCCCUCGCUCUGCACGGCACCGGGACACCGCGGGCAGUUUCCCAAGAGGAUGUGUCACGGGAGGUUCGUACCGUUGUAUUGAAUAAAGGCUCCUCUGGUCUGGGCUUCAACAUCGUCGGCGGUGAAGAUGGCGAAGGCAUCUUCAUCUCGUUCAUUCUAGCCGGAGGUCCGGCCGAUCUUAGCGGUGAAUUACGCAGAGGCGAUCAGAUAUUGAGCGUUAAUGGUAUCAAUCUCCGAACAGCCACCCACGAGGAGGCCGCCGCGGCUCUUAAGGGUACUGGUCAGACAGUGACAAUCGUGGUGCAAUACAAACCGGAGGACUACAACAGAUUCGAGGCGAAGAUCCAGGAUCUUAAACAACAAAUUUCGCAACAGAAUGUGAUGACAGGCACCCUCAUGAGGACCUCCCAGAAGAAAUCACUCUACGUGAGAGCGUUGUUCGAUUACGACCCCAACAAGGACGACGGUCUGCCGAGCCGCGGCCUGGCGUUCCGUUACGGCGAGAUCUUGCACGUGACGAACGCCAGCGACGAUGAAUGGUGGCAGGCGAGAAGAGUCACCCCACAGGGCGAGGAAGAAGGUCUGGGCAUAAUACCCUCGCGCAGGCGAUGGGAACGUAAGCAACGUGCCAGGGACCGCUCCGUCAAGUUCCAGGGGCACAUGCCGGUCAUUCUUGAUAAGCAAUCAACUCUAGACCGGAAGAAGAAGAACUUCUCGUUUAGCAGGAAGUUCCCAUUCAUGAAGAGCAAAGACGACAAGUCUGAAGAUGGCUCCGAUCAGGAACGAACGCCCACCACACCCGAGAAUGAGAACGAUCCCACCCCAUUCAUGCUGUGCUACACCCAGGACGACACUAACACUGAAGAUUUGUCUUGCGCUACAGGGAGUAGAGAAAUUUUGUUUCGCGUUCAGCUGCCAUAUAUGGAGGAACUCACGUUAGUUUAUCUGGAACAGGAGGGCGACGAGCCCAAUGACCAGCUUAGCAGCGAAGAGAACGUGCUCUCGUACGAGGCCGUGCAGCAGUUGACGAUACAGUACACGCGUCCCGUGAUCGUUCUCGGGCCCCUCAAGGACCGCAUCAACGACGAUCUCAUCUCCGAGUUCCCUGAUAAAUUCGGCAGCUGUGUUCCACACACGACUAGGAGUAGAAGAGAGUAUGAAGUGGACGGACGAGAUUACCACUUCGUGGCGUCGAGGGAGCAAAUGGAGAGGGACAUACAGAAUCAUUUGUUCAUAGAGGCCGGACAAUAUAACGACAAUCUUUACGGGACAUCCGUUGCGUCUGUGCGAGAAGUGGCUGAGAAGGGCAAGCACUGUAUUCUUGAUGUGAGUGGGAAUGCUAUCAAGAGGUUACAAGUAGCACAACUUUAUCCCAUUGCCAUCUUUAUCAAGCCGAAAUCGGUGGAGUCUGUCAUGGAGAUGAACAAGAGGAUGACCGAGGAGCAAGCGAAGAAGACAUACGAGCGAGCACUCAAGAUGGAACAAGAAUUUGGUGAAUACUUUACUGCCGUCGUUCAAGGAGACACUCCCGAGGAGAUCUAUGUGAAAGUGAAGGAGGUCAUCUCCGAGCAAUCAGGACCGAACAUCUGGGUUCCCUGCAGGGAUCAGCAGCUGUGACGUCCUGCCCCCCACGCUCAGCACGGGCCCAACGCCUGGACCCUGCCACCGAGGCGACAAGCUUAAUUAUUCACGAUAAAUACGAUUAAGUAACGCUCUAACACCCUUUCCUCUAAUCCCUUUUUCCCUCCUGUAUCCCAUAUCCAUGUAGCACAAAGUCCCUACUUAAGACGCGUAACACGACGUAAAAAUCGCCGCAGAGAAUUUAAGCCGAAAGAAUACUUAAAUGAUAGGGCACACACGAUAUCACCGACCAUUUUUCCCCGCGGAGAAUUGAUAAAGUCAGUCGGGAUUUAUUCUUCUCCGAGUUCAAAAUCUAAUGGAAGAUCGUCGAGAGGGAAACGAGGAGAGCUGAGCACACUCGCGCGUGCUCGUCAUGUUGAAUUUUAUCGCAACCGAUGUUUCUGAUAUAUAUAAAAAAAAAUCGACAGAGAGAAAUUCGUAAACUUUUAUCGCAUGAUCGUUGAUUAUUCGUAUGUGAUCGUCCCUAAUUUUAUUAAUUAACCUCGCGAGAGAAUUUAGAGGUGUUGUAUGUACAAUUGCUCGAGAAGAUUAUAGAUCGGCGUGCGCCGGAAUCGAGUCGGCCGGCAACUCGGAAGAGUUCGCUCGAACUCGACCGAGCCUAUCAGCUGCGAAAUGCGAACGCUUUUUCGGUCAUGCUCGGGCGCGGUAUUUUUUAAUGUACUUAAGCGCAGUUAGCGCGUCGGGAAAUGUCGAGCGGAUUCGACGACCUCGACGGGAAAAGGGGGAACCGCGGGUAUAGGAGAGAAAACCGUAGCCCCUCACGACGUUGUGUAUGUGUUAAACGAACCUCACAGGAUUAAAAGAAACAGUAAAAAAAAAAAA
Molecule: messenger RNA, 5560 nt
Organism: Wasmannia auropunctata (little fire ant)
Lineage: Eukaryota; Metazoa; Arthropoda; Insecta; Hymenoptera; Formicidae
Gene: dlg1
Product: disks large homolog 4
Exons: 22
Coding region: 1478-4714 (1078 amino acids)
Biological process (GO): chemical synaptic transmission
Cellular component (GO): postsynaptic density membrane; neuron projection; neuromuscular junction
Molecular function (GO): protein binding
Source: RefSeq, a predicted model, not a curated record